Messenger RNA from Sorex fumeus (smoky shrew), 2146 nucleotides. It is a transcript of the gene WDCP, whose product is annotated as WD repeat and coiled coil containing. Bases 78 to 2135 code for a protein of 685 amino acids. The record is from RefSeq and is a predicted model, not a curated record. NCBI's taxonomy places the organism in Eukaryota, Metazoa, Chordata, Mammalia, Eulipotyphla, Soricidae. The transcript is spliced from 4 exons. Gene Ontology annotation, molecular function: kinase binding.
GAGCGUGAGGCGGGGCGGCCGCGCGGAGACUGAGUGUCUGGUCGCAGUGAGACGGAAGAGAACCUUUACCAGGAAGGAUGGAGUUGGGCAAAGGAACGCUGCCCAGGACGGGACUGAAUGCGUUACAUCAAGCCGUCCACCCCAUUCAUGGCCUUGCCUGGACAGAUGGACAUCAGGUGGUCCUGACCGAUUUGCAGCUUCACGGGGGAGAGGUCAAGUUCGGGAGCUCAAAGCCUAUUAGACAGUUUGAGCACGUGGCGGGGGUGUCCUGGGCCCCCUGGGCUGUGGCCGACACCUCCACGCUGCUCGCCGUUCAGCACCAGAAGCACGUGACAGUGUGGCAUCUGAGUCCCCACCCGGCCCCGGCGGAGAAGAGCAAGUGGCGGAUGUCGCAGUCCUGUGAGAUCAGAACCUCCGUGCCCGUCCUGCCCCAGGGCUGCGUGUGGCACCCGCACUGUGCCGUCCUCACAGUGCUCACGGCACAGGACGUCUCGGUGUUCUAUAACGUUCACCGUUAUAGCACCCGGGUCCGAGCGGACAUCAGCGCCCCGGGCCUCAUUCACUGUGCGUGCUGGACCCAGGACGGCUGUAGGCUGGUGGUGGCAGUAGGCAACAGUCUGCACUCGUACAUUUGGGACAACGCUCAGAAGACUCUGAACCCCUGCUCCUUCUCCCCCGUGGUGGACGUGGACAGCUCCGUAUGCUGCAUCAGGGCUACCGUGGACACGCAGGUUGUCUUAGCCACCGAGCUGCCCCUAGGUAAGAUCUGUGGCUUACACGCAUCUCAGUCCUUGGGCGUCCAGUCCGGCGGUGACGACACUGGCCCCUCUGCCCUGCCGGUGAGUGAGGGAGCAUCUUCUGAGAGGGUGGGGGCAGAUGAUUCGGGAACAAAGCCUGAAACGUUCCUGACUCCUGGGUCUUCCUUCUCGGAGCCUGUGGACCUGACUCAUAUACGUUUCAAACCGUCUCAGUCGGAAGGAAGUUCUCUUAUCUUUCUGAAAGAAAAGGACUGUGUGACAGGAACCGGUCUGGAUUCUUCGCAUUUGGUCCUGGUGACAUUCAAGAAGGAUGUGACGAGAACCAGAAAAGUUACUGUCCCAGGCAUUCUGGUACCUGAUCUAAUUGCGUUUAAUCUUACAGCCCACCUUGUGGCAGUGGCUUCGAAUACUUACAAUAUGAUUUUCAUCUAUUCUGUCAUUCCAUCCUUUAUGCCAAAUAUCCAGAAGAUUCAACUGGAGAGUGGUGAAAGACCCAAAGGCAUAUGUUUCUUGACAGAUAAAUUGUUAUUAAUUUUGGUAGGAAAGCCAAAUGCCACUGAUUCCACUUUCAUUCCUUCUUCGAAGUCUGAUCAGUAUGUCUUCCGUUUGAUUGUUCGAGAAGUCACGCUGGAAGAAUUUUCAGAUGCCCUGAGUGAACGCCAGAACACUUCUAAUGUGCUUUUAGAGACAGCAGAUGGAAGGAAGCCAAGUCAGCCUCCAGAUUUUUGUCACCAAAAUAGAGAGCUCUUACUAACAGCUGAUCUGAGCAGAAAGCCUGGAAGGACCCUCAUUAAAGAAAUCAAGAGUCCCCCAGCUGGCAUCUGCGACUACUCCAGCACCCUAGAAAUCCUGGAUGCUAACCCUAAUAACCACUCAGGAGCUCUCCCCAGGGCCACCAGCACGCCAGACCCCGUCAGCCCUCCAGAGCCACCCGAUCUGCUUCCAGAAAAGACUGUGCAGGACUUUUGGCAGCUCUCCAAGGAGCUGGAUGUCGUGUCUUGGAAGCUGACCCAUGUACAGCAAUGCCUUUCUGAACUCACGGGUUCUUUGCUUAACAGAAAGCGAUCCUCUCCCGUGUACCCGCGCUCUCAGGAUCUGCCAUACGUUCACGUCACUUACCAGAACCCUCACCGUGCAGGCUGCGCCCCCGAGAAGAGAACCGUGGUGCUUUGCAGGGGCAAGUUGCGACUCAGCACCGUCCAGCAGGCCUUCGGCCUCGACCUCAUCGAAAUGCUGCAAGACUCCCACUGGAUCCUUCUCUCUGCUGAUACCGAAGGCUUCAUCCCCAUCACCUUCACAGCCAUGCAGGAAAUAAUCAUCAGAGACGGCAGCCUCCAGGCCAGGGGAGCUCAAGGACACUCUGUCUCCGAGUCGUGACUCCAGUCAUU